Messenger RNA from Carica papaya (papaya), 2354 nucleotides. Lineage: Eukaryota; Viridiplantae; Streptophyta; Magnoliopsida; Brassicales; Caricaceae. The record is from RefSeq and is a predicted model, not a curated record.
UGUUGCUAGCUUUGGACCUACCUUCCUUACCUGCAAAAACUUACAAAACAGAGAAAAAUGAAAAGUGCUUGAGAAUAGAUAUAUCCUUUGAUUUCAAUCGCAGGAAGUGAAAUUUGAUCGAAGAAAAUAUAAAUCCAGAAUCAUGAAUGACGCAGAGGUCUCCAGUCAGAUUCAGCAGAUGAUCAGAUUUAUCCGACAAGAGGCCGAGGAGAAAGCCAAUGAAAUUUCUGUUUCUGCUGAGGAGGAAUUCAACAUCGAGAAAUUGCAAUUAGUUGAAGCUGAAAAGAAGAAGAUCAGGCAAGAGUACGAGCGAAAAGAAAAGCAAGUGGAUAUUCGUAAGAGAAUUGAGUAUUCUACGCAACUGAAUGCUUCUCGAAUAAAAUUUCUCCAAGCUCAGGAUGAUGUGGUGAAUUCCAUGAAGGAAUCUACUGUCAAUGAACUUGUGCGCGUUUCUGAUGACAAAAAAGCCUACAGGAAAAUUAUCAAAGCACUGAUUGUUCAGAGUUUAUUGCGGCUGAAGGAGCCAGCAGUGUUGCUGCGUUGUAGAGAGGUUGACCGUAAGCUUGUAGAUUCCAUCCUUGAUGAAGCUAAGCGAGAAUAUGCGGAAAAAGCUAAAGUAAUGGCCCCAAAAGUCACCAUUGAUGGAGUAUACCUCCCUCCGGCGCCCAAGGCUUUGGAUUCACAUGAACCUUACUGCUCGGGAGGGGUUGUAUUGGCUUCUCAAGAUGGGAAGAUAGUCUGCGAGAAUACUCUAGAUGCAAGACUUGAUGUGGCUUUCAGACAAAAAUUACCUGAGGUGAAUUUGUUUUCCAUGAAAACUGCUAGAAAGCAAGGAGGGAAGGCAGCCAGGGCUCCUGUGGAUGGUAAAGAGGGCAUAGGUAGUGGUGAAAAGUCCAGGAAACGAAUUCGUGGGAAGCUUUUCAAAGCAACAGAUGAUGGUAUUAUGGUCCAAAGAGAUGAGAACUCUCCACCGAAUUCAGCUGAAGCGUUCUGGCCACAGAGUCAAGAAAAAAGUAUUAAGUACAUGGAUACAGCUAAUAAAUUGCUUCUACAGGACCUGCAUUCAGCAAAAAUGCUUUCUCCUUCAGGGAAGAUGAAAUUGCAGCUAUUCCCAGUAGAUGACAACACACGGGUGGGACUGGAAAAGGAUGGCUUUCAUCCAUAUUUGGAGCUUAGUUUGAGCUCGCGAAAGAGGAUUUCUUCUGUGCUUAAGCACUUUAAUAGCAAGUGGGGCAGUUCAAGCAUUGCUCAAGGGGAUCCUAUGCUUUUCCCAUAUGGUAGAGGAGAACAUUUGGCAAGCAAUAAAUGGACUCUGAAGGAAAACAUCAGUGUGGGUGAUGUUUAUGCAACUAUCGGAAGCCCACCCAAUUUCCGCUUAAGGUAUGGCUGGUUCUCCAAUACAAAAGCUGAACUACAUGAACCGCAGUCUGUCUCAGUUUCCUCCAAGGGUGGUUUUCUUCAAUUUGAAACCAUACAGGGAAGUUGCAGUGCUAAAAUGGAUAAUACUAGUGACAAAGAUAAACAAAUUGAGGGACGAAAUGAGCAAAUUGCCAAGCAAGUCAUUGUAAGUGAAGCAGCGAGGACUCCUUUCAUGGACAAAAUGUCUUCUGAUGGAGCAGUUCAACUUUUGGCUAAUGAAGAGAUGAAGAAUGGUAACCCUUUUGGAUUAUCGGGACUGUGGGAUGAUUCUUUUACUAACAUAAGCAUUGGAGGCCUCCUUUCUGAAGUAUCCUUACAGGGAAAGUUUGACAGUUGUGAUAAGAAGAAUGGGAACAAUAAAGCCUCGCGGCCAACUCUACUAAUCUCUGAUUCAUUUGAUGCUUUUCUUGCUGGACGCAUAAAUCAAUCUCAAAGUCCAAGGGCAUCCCUUCUUGACACCCGCUCAUCUAUCUUUGAUGCUGAAGAAACAUGUCAUGGAUUUCCUUCUCAAAAGUUCUCUUCUUCAGGGAAAGAGCCUAUAUCUUCAGGUGGAAGUGUUGGAUCUACAACUUCUCGGACAAAGGAUGUUGAUUAUAAGUCAUUCAAAUUUCCAAAACUGACUGAGACCAACCACUCUGGCCGUACAAAAGGGCGAACUUGUGAAGAAUCUGAAACAGACCUAAUUCUUUGUUCACGAGUAUAUAAUGACGAAAGUAGCCUUGGACUGUCAGGAAUCAAGUGGACAGAGACAUUAGGACCCUUUGAUCUUGGCUUAUCUUCCUCUCAAAAGGUUAGUGGAGAUAGUAUUGGCAUAAAAAACAUCACUGCUUUGGCAAGCUAAAUGCGCCUAGUGAAAUCGAAUUUUGUUAGAAGGUUUUGUUGAUAGCUCAAUUGUAACUUGUAAGUCUGAGAUUCAUAUGUAUGUCAAUAUAUAU